Messenger RNA from Catharus ustulatus (Swainson's thrush), 5586 nucleotides. It is a transcript of the gene OTOA, whose product is annotated as otoancorin. Lineage: Eukaryota; Metazoa; Chordata; Aves; Passeriformes; Turdidae. The coding region runs from base 101 to 3505 and encodes 1134 amino acids. Gene Ontology annotation, biological process: cell-matrix adhesion. The record is from RefSeq and is a predicted model, not a curated record. The transcript is spliced from 30 exons. Gene Ontology annotation, cellular component: cell surface.
CCGCUGCAGGGUCCGGCUGCGCCCGCCCGGCUCCGCUGCGGGGAGGAGGCGCACGGCUGAGGCAGUAUCUUUUUAUUCUUAAAAAAAACCACCAGAAGAAAUGUCCAGGCUUUUGAAGAUGUGUUUCUUGUUGAUAUCUGUGAAUCAUGCUGAGAUUACUCACAGUGAGAACUCUGAAGAUUUGCCUCCAUUGUUACACAAAGCUGUGGAGGAAGUAAUAGCUGGGAAAUACCUGAAUGCCCUCCUAGAUAUACUUUAUUUUCAAAGCUCUAAUGUCUGGACAGCAGAUCUGCUUACAAAAGUCAUGGCAUAUUUCCAUGCCCAGGAAGUUAUGUUUACUUUUAGCAGCCUCCAGAUGUCCAUAAAAAGUUACCUGAAGAACCUUUUAUACCAGCCCAGGCAACUACUGUCUGAAUUGCAACAGCUUGAUCAGCACCAGUUCCAAACUGCAAUGAAGUACCUCUUCAACAGCAAGAAGGAGCAUCUUGAAAUAGGACAUAUUAUUCUUGACUGGGGCAAGACUAGAGAGAUAAUUUUUCAAAGCCCAGGAGUAAAUAGGACCUUGUUCCUUGUAACACUGCAUAAAUGCUUCUUGGUUCUGAGCGCCCUGGACUGUGUGGAUAUCCUGAGUCAGGUUUUGUGUGUGUCAGCAGUCAACUAUCUCCAACCUGAUGUCAUUGGAAGUCUCCCAAACCUUCUGCUGGAGGAUGCUUUCAGAAACUUAUCAUCAUUAUUCAAGGACCUCUAUGACAGAACCUCAGCAAGCACUCAGAGAGCUCUCUAUGGCUGGAUGAAGCAGAUUCUACAGAAAUCUUACAACAUGAGUGAGUUCAAUGAAUCAACUUCUUGGGUCAGUGCAGAGAGCUUAUGGAUUUUGGGAAGAUACAUGGUCCAUCUCCCAUUAGAAGAAAUUCUGAAAAUUAGUCUCAAUGAAAUCAGACUGUUCAUUAGCUACGACAAUGCAACAAAGCAGCUGGACACGGUGUAUGAUAUCACACCAGAGCUUGCACAGGCCCUCCUGGAAAGGAUCAACUUGUCAGGAUUUGAUAUGAGGAACACUUCAACUAUAUACAGGCUGGGUUUGUUGGUUUGCUUUUAUGAUGACCUGGAGCAGAUGGAUGCAGCUGUGGCCCGGGCUCUCCUUCAUCAAAUGAUUAAAUGCAAUCAGCUGAGAGGUUUCCAGGCCGAGGUUCAUGAGCUCAAAUCUCAACUCCUGAACAUUGCUGUGCAAAACCAGACAUUGAAUGAUACCCUUGGAUCUCUGUCAGAUGCUGUGGUUGGACUCACUUCAAGUCAGCUGGAAUCUCUGUCACCUGAAGCAGUGCAUAAUGCUGUUGCAACGUUAAACCAAGUCUCUGGGUGGGCAAAGAGCCAAGUUAUGAUUUUAUCCAGUAAAUAUCUCUCUUAUGAAAAGGUUUUAUCAUUUUAUAACGUGAGCCAAAUGGGCGCCUUGGUGACAGGAAUUGGCACCCAGUCACUCCACAGCAUGAACCCCAGGGAGCUGGCUCAGAUUAUUCGAGGCACAACGUCCCAGUACUUGUCUGACUUAUCUCCUGCACAGCAGCAGGGCAUCCUCAGGAAGAUAGCUGCAUCUGGAGAUUUUUCUUCGUCAGUCAAAGAUAUACAAGGAGCUUUCUUUAAAGAAGUCUCUCUUUCUGGUUUAUGGAAUCUAACUGGAUAUAAUUCUUCAAUGCUGAAACAAAAAGAACUAAGAAGCAGCCAGGCUUUGUAUCUGUAUGAAUUACUGUCCAAGGAAAACUAUCCUGUUGACCUCCUAAGCACAGGACAGCUUGUGAAAGGAGUAACUUGUCAAGUCAUUGAAAGUAUGGACACAAACAUAUUUUUAAACAAUUUUAAAUUAUUUGAAAUGAAUCUUUAUCUACUUUCUCCAUAUCAGGUUAAUUGUUUGGCUUGGAAAUUCUGGGAAGUCUCCAAUGCAACCAUUCCUCCUUUCCUCUUACUGGCGCUUCCUUCUCAGUACCUGGAGUACGUUACAGGCCCUUUGUGUGUCCCUUUCCUUGAAAGUCUGGGGAAGAUUGGAAUGGACCUUCUGAACCCAAGUCAUCACAAAAGGGAUGCUGUUCUGCAAAAAGUACUGGAGUGCUUGAACAGCUCCAUUGCUGAUGAAUAUGAUGUUGAUCUCCUUGGAAAUUUAAUCUGCCACUUACCUCCAGCCUUUCUACAUGGCAGAAUGUCCCUGAAGGCAAUGGCAACUGCCCUACAUCGAUUCAAACUUUGCCAACAGCUCAACCAUGAGCAGAAGACUGAAAUUAAAUACAAACUCCUUCAGUUAUAUGGCUCCUCAAACAACUGGACAGCAGAAACAAUAUUAGAUGUUGGACCAUUCAUAGCUCUGCUGUCAAAGGAGGAAUUAAAUGUCCUUACUGUAAAGUUCCCAGAUACCAUUUUACAAAUAGCAAAGACAGUUGGACCAGUUUCUUCAGCUGAAGAGCUUCUGUCAGCUGUGUUCGAGUCAGUCUCCAACAGCACUGGCAGCGUCCACUCGUCUCUCAGCAGAGCUGAUUGCCUGGGAACCAGAGCACCUUCUUCAAGUGAAAUAAUUAAAUUAGGAGAAGCAAAUGUCUUUUGGUCAGUUCAGGAACUGAAAUGCAUGGAUCCAGGGACUUUUGACAAAAACGUGGAACUUCUUGGGGCUGUCUCAGGUUUUAAUAGCUCCCAGCUGACUGCCUUGAAGGAAAAAGCCAAGCAGGUUUGGGGGUUGCUGCCAGACUGGAGGAGUUACCAGAUCAUCUCCCUGGGCCGCAUUGCUCUGGCACUCACUGAACAGGAAAUCACAGAGCUGGACCUGCACUCCAUCGACACCGUGGCUGUUCUUAGUCAGCAAACAGAGUGGACUCUUACCCAGGCAAGAGCUAUUUUGCAAGGUUUUCUAGACGACUCUGGCCAGACCAUCAGCACACUAAAAAGUUUUGACUUAGUUGGAUUAGGAGCUGUUCUCUGUGCUUUGAACUCCACAGAAAUCACAUCCAUAAGGACUACUGAAUUCAGUGCUGCAAUUGCAAGAAUUGGCCUGUUGUUUUGUACCACCCCUGUUCUGAGGCACUUUAAGGAGAUGACAGAAUCUGUGUUUGGUGCUGCUACCAGCUGGAAUGGCUCAAUUUUACAGGAAAUUGGUACUAUAGCAGGUGGUUUGAAUGAGGAUGAAUUAAAAGCUUUUGAUAAAAGCUUGAUGCCAUAUUUCCAGCCAUCAGCAGUAAGACAUAUACCUCCUGAAAUUUUCCAAGCAUUGUCCCCAGAGCAAAUAGCAAACCUGGGCCCUGAGAACGCCGCCAUGGUUACAGGAUCGCAGCGGGAGCGUCUGGAUGCAUCACAGCUCCAGAGCCUGGGGCUGGCACUGGAUGGAGCCAGGACCAGCAGCACAGGGACACAGAGCACUGCAGGAUCUCUCCAGGAGGGGCAAACCCCAGCUCAGAGCAGUGUUCUUCGUUUGAGUGGCUUUGGCAUCUGGCUGUGUGCUGUGUUUACUCUGCACCUGCCUUUCUGAACCCUCAAGGGUUGAGCCUGAGUAUCCUGGAGUUUACAACAGAGAUGCUAGAGAUAAAAGAGUGUCAGCUCAGCUUGAACAGUAGAAUCAAGAGGCUCUGAGAUUUCUGAGUGCGGAGUGGUUAAAUUCUUACAAGCAAGACCUGCAUCUGCCGUCAUUAUGAGAACGAUCUCCUUGCCAUAGCUGUACCAUUAACAAGUAACACAGUAUCCCUGCAAAUACUUAAAAAACAGUUUAAAAUGGCUUAUCUGCAUCCUGAGAAAAUCACUGAAAUAUAGGAUUGUGAGUUAGGUAGAAACUUGAAUUAUAGGGGGGACAGGUAGCAGGGGAUUGUCAUUUGGAGGCUGAUGUCUGCUGCUUUUUAUGUGAGCUAAUUUGGUCACACUCUUGUGUCUUUUUGUUGGGUUUUCUUUUACUUCAAGUGUACAUUCCCUGGAGAGGGGCUGUCCUUCUGUGUGGUGUAGUAGAAACUGCUCUAAAAGUUACUGCUGUUGCAAUAAAAUAGCUUCAUCUCAGGGCUGCUGGUUUAAAUCCUGCUCAGACAAGAAGUGAUAACAGGCUCUUGGAAUUUAAGCACCUCUACAAAACGUCGUUUCCCUGUGGUUGUUUGUAUUCAAUACAGAACUGUUGACACUGAGGGCAUUGGUAAUACUGUGAGUAUUUCAUGUGACAAAAUGCACCAUGGAAACCUGCUUAUGUUCAUCAAGAGACAGUCCUUUCACUCCAGGUGGGAUUGAAGUGUACGCUUGGGAAUACUGAGGGGAAACUGUUCACUUGGCCUACACACUACUAGGACUGUCAAUCCAGUAUUUUCCACAAGACCUAGAAUAAGGAAUUUCUCAUAAUUAUAAACCAUAGGUAUUUUCCUAUGUUUUAUCAGCAUAUGACUUAAGUGUCUAAUAUUAGCUUCUCAUGCCACACCUCAAUAUUUUAAACAAUGAGGGGAAAAAAGAUAUAUUAGAAGUCCUCUGCAUGUGAACAUAUAUUUUGAUCUUGUUCGAAAUUAUUUUAGACCACGAACACAUGGCAGUUUUCCAUUUUGCCAUUGCAAAAGUCUUAUUUUUUUCCAUUGAAAAGUUUAGCUUUUUCAUUCAGGGCUGUACUGUAGUAAAUACCCUUCAAUCUGAAAUUUGUAUUUCUUUAUGGCAAAAAUUACAUCUGGCUUCUCAGCCCUGAAAGUAGAAUUGAAUUUUUUCUCAGGAGGGAAGCAAUAGAAGUGGGAGGGAGGGAGAGCUGGAGGGAAAGAGCCCAGCUGCUGCUGGGGCAAGGUGAAUGUGAGCUCUUGCUGCAGUUGGGAGUAAUAGUUCCUACGACAGUCCUGUAUAUUCUGUAAUUCCUGCAGCAGGGGCUAACUUGAUUUUCAGGGCUUUGUUAUUGGAAUAGUAGGCAGUGAGAGCCAUUUCUCACCCCCUCCUUUCCCUCUUCCCUCUUCAGCAGUCUGCUGCUUUGGGAACUGCCUUUGCCUGUAACCAACCCUGGCAAGUGUGACAUGAUGUUAUAGAUAAUACUACAUGCUUCAGUUCUGCAUUUUAUAAGCUAAGAAUAAUGAUUGCUGCAAACUGCCUGACACUUUUUUCUCUAAUCCUCAUGGUAAGAUUCCAGCUUCUCCAGCUGUGUUUCCUUUUCUGCAUGUGAACAGGAGAUUGAGACUUAUAUUUAAAUAGAAAGAAGUUUGUUUAAUUAAUCCCAGCAAAUACAUGCAAAUGUCCACUAAAACCAAGAAAUGCUUCAGUGGAUCAAACGCAUUACUAAGAUUUAACUGUGUUUUCACAUUAGAAAGUUCUGCCUCACUCAGAUGUGAAAGUACUAAAAGGUUUUUUGAUUUCUAGAAAUUGCCUGACUUGAAUUCUGUGUGCCCUUCUGAAGAUGCAGGAGAGUGAUUUCAUGUCAGGAAGACAGUCAGCAUUUCCAGUUCAGCUGCUUAGGUCAGAUACGUGACUUAGCUCUACCAAGCCCUUCAAAAAUCUAUUUGAGUUGAAAGUGAUCUUCUUCUGUCAAUAUACCUGGGAGUGAUUCUGUUUGCAAUUAUGUGAGUCACAGUUUAGCUUUUAAUUGGAGCAGGAGUGAGCUCUUUGUUUUGU